AUGCACGUCUGCACACUUCCUCAGUCUCCGGUGCAUAUCGUCGGCGGGCAGCGCCGGUCAGCUUGGUAUCACGGGUUGCCGCGCUGGCGACCGAGCAAGGUCAUCUCUUCGAGACCCGCGACACCCUUGAGGCAAGGCUUGCCUGUCAGAUCUCCCAAGCGCUCUCGGCAUUUUGAGUCGCAGACGAUGGCGCGUACAACCCAAAAUGGUGGUGACCAGAGAUUGGAGAGAUUUGAUAGGGACAAAAAGCUGCUCGAGGAGAAGGCGUCCUUGGUAGAGGUAUCAGAGCUGGAGGUUAAACCACUACUCGAUCCCGACGAGUACCUCUUUUCGUCUCCGACAGAAUGCCUCCCGCAGAAGCGAUCUCUGAAGACCCGCUUCAGGAUUCGGCGUCUUUUGCGGUCGCAGCGCAGUCCUCAGAGCUUGGAGAGCAAGGCUCCGGAGAAGGACUCUCCCUCUUCUUCGAGGAACAAGAAGCAGUCGUCCGGUACCCGCAAGUCACGGAGCGAGGACGCCUCCGGAAACCAACGUGGCAGCUCUAUGAACAGCAUGGCCUACCACAUCGCCGUCGGCCUGGCAUGGAGCAUGCCGGCCCCUUUCGAUAUGAUGCCCACUGGAUACCCAACUAGAUUGUUCUAG
Colletotrichum godetiae is the source of this 639-nucleotide messenger RNA. RefSeq lists its product as uncharacterized. NCBI's taxonomy places the organism in Eukaryota, Fungi, Ascomycota, Sordariomycetes, Glomerellales, Glomerellaceae. The record is from RefSeq and is a predicted model, not a curated record. The transcript has 2 exons. Bases 1 to 639 code for a protein of 212 amino acids.